This is a messenger RNA of Cotesia congregata, 1437 nucleotides long. The record is from the annotation of a GenBank genome assembly. Lineage: Eukaryota; Metazoa; Arthropoda; Insecta; Hymenoptera; Braconidae.
AUGCCGAAGAAAAGAAGCCGAUCAAGAUCGAGGGACUCAUCCGUCUCAACCGAAUCUUUCGACUAUCUCCAGAAAAAAGUUCAGAAAUAUGAAAGAAAAUUAGCUAAGAAAAUGAGAAGGGACAAAAGUCGCGAGGAUCGACAACGUCAGAAGGAACUGGAGGACCAGCGGACUAACAAAGAUAAUGCUCAGAGCAGUUAUUUGGGACUGUAUCACGCAUUAAGUAUUUUAUUUGACUACGUAUGUAUUUACAUACAAAGUCACGAGUUUCCUCUUAGGAAAGAAAUUUCAUACACAGGGCAGUUUGUGGAACUGUCUGAAUUAUUAAAUUAUAAAAUUCAUCUGGUCGCCAUCUUCUGUUUUUCAGAAAAUGACACGUCACAAACUGAGACGUCAGAGGUUGUAACGCCAAAGGAGGUUCCUGAGGUAUCGACAAAGGAGACACCGAAUCAAACGACACCUGGCGACGGAUCAGAGGAAACUGAACCUACGCCACUUGAGUCGGUAACUGGGUUAUCCACAGAGUCAAAUAUAAACAAAACUCAGGAGGUUGCAGAUCAAGUCCAAAAAGAGAAGGAGGUUGUGACAAUAGACCUCGACAAGGACAUUCUCGAAAUUUUAGGCGAUGACCCAACAAAUGAAAUUAAAUAUGGACCUGAGAUCCAUAAAGAAAUUGCGACUAGGUUUGAACAUAUCGCAACUUUGGGGUUGUCCAAAGAGAACCGAAAAGAAAUAAUGGAGAAAUAUUUGACACCGGCAAACUGUACUCGCUCAGGUGCUCCAUUAUUGAACCCUGAAAUUAAGGCGGCUAUCUCAGAAACUGUGAUUAAGCGAGAUAAAGGCAUUGAGGCAAAACAAAAGCAACUAGCUACAGCUAUAGCAGGUCUUGGAAAGGUUAUUUCCGCGCAAAUGUGUGCUACAAACAGGGACACAGAACUAGUAAAAGACCUUAUGAACACUGGGCGUAUUUUAUGCGAUUUACAACACGCCGAAUCAGACCAACUAACCGAUAACAAAAUAGAUAAAUUUUUAUUUGGAGAAAAUUUAGCGGAGACGCUAAAAGCAGCAAAAGCGGUAUCAAAGUCGAGUACGGCUCUGACAGCCUAUAUUCGAAGAACCAAGGAUCUGCGAUCUACAAAAGACCUUUUCAUCAGCUACAGAAAGCCUUUUGGAACAGUUACCACACAGACAAUAAGUCGUUGGAUAAAACUAACAUUAAAAGAUAGUGGCUUGGAUGUGACAACAUUCUCGGCGCAUAGUACACGCCACGCAUCAACUUCGAAAGCUCAUAAAUUGGGCGUUAAUAUUGAUGAAAUAAGGAAGACCGCAGGCUGGAGUGGAACUUCCAACACCUUUGGGAAAUUCUACAAUAGAAUUAUUGUAGCACCGAAUAAGGGAUCACUGGCAAGGGCAAUAAUCAAUGAACCGGAGAUGUAA